Camarhynchus parvulus is the source of this 1749-nucleotide messenger RNA. Its product is annotated as gametocyte-specific factor 1-like. The transcript has 7 exons. Bases 163 to 690 code for a protein of 175 amino acids. Lineage: Eukaryota; Metazoa; Chordata; Aves; Passeriformes; Thraupidae. The record is from RefSeq and is a predicted model, not a curated record.
AAACCCAAAGCCGACUCCACACCCACCCCCGCAGCCGGCCUUGAGGCAGUCUCGGACCCAGAGCCGACUCCACACUCCGCCCCACAACCAAUCCCGAAGCAGACUCGGCCCCCGCAGCCGAAUCCACACUCAGCCCCAGAGCGGACCCCGGCCGGCCCCGCCAUGGAGCUCGAGGAGGACUUUGAUAUGUUGGAUCCAGAGAGGUUAAUCCAGUGCCCCCUGGUUAAACACCACUGGAUCAGAGCGCGGAGGUUUCCCUAUCACCUGGUGAAGUGUAAGGAGAGCAACCCUGAAAUUGCAAAGAAAUUGGCCACGUGUCCCUUCAACGCUCGUCACCUCGUUCCUCAGGCUGACCUCAGCAACCACAUCAUGAAGUGCAAUGACAAAGCCUUUGUGGAGCAAGAUGUGGUGAGCCGAUCCUGCGAGUCCUCACAGGAGCAGCUGAAUAAUGGGAGCACAUGGCAGGCACCUCCAAGUGCUGAAGACUGGGAAACAGACUUGCUGGAGGGAUCUGAGUCUACUUUUGUGUGGGGUGUGAUCAACUCUGCCAUGAACAGCCCCAUCAGUGACCAGAACAACUCGUUGCCCUCCCGGAUACGGCCCCCUGAGACCCUCCCAUACAGCGUGUCUGCAGGCCUAAUUCGGAGUAUUAGUUCCUCCCCUUGGAAUGCAGUUUUUCCCCAGCAGUAAGUGUCUCCCUGGUUUGGACAGAAGAGCUCCUGCAGAAGACAGACAUGCUCUGGACCUGAUGGCAGGACUCUCUACACCUGGCUUUUGUUGCCUGAUAUAUUUCUUAUAACAUUUGAAUAUGUGGAACUGUCUUUGGUUGGGAGAUGUUUCCCCCAACCACUUGUUUUAAAAGUUACCCUCACCUUUACUUGAUGAAUUUCGUUACUGUUUUUGAAAAAAUAGACUGAUAAAUGUACAGAGAAACCUUCCUAGCCCAACCCUGGGUCAUGGUGGCUCCCUGUGAACAGGAAAAACAUCAUAAUUGCCAAGCCUCUGUUUUUUGUAACAAGAAAACUUAGAAGUAUUUUACUGUGCGUGCACAUCUUGUUUUUAUUUUGUUGGAGUCUGAGUUUGUCCCCUCAGAGUAUGACAAGCAUUCAGGUUGGGUUUUAAACUGUGCUGACAUUUGCAGAGACUGCUUUGAGAGCAUCCUGACCUUAACUUUUGCACCUUCACACCUUCAGCUUUGCCUUUGUCACCUUAGGCCUUACCUUUGUCUCCUGUGUGUUGAGGGACUUCCCCAGGCAGACCUUAACAGAGAAUCCUCUGCAAGUUUUUGCAUCACACAACUCCAAACAGGGGAAGUUUCAGGAGGACACUGAGGUGCUUUUUCCAGUUUCCAUUCGAGUUUUGCAGUUUUCUAAUGCUUGAAACAUGUUUGAGAGCUCUCAGGUACCUGUUCUGUAUUGGGGGAGGAAGGGAGUAGGAAUGGUUUAAAUCAGUAAAAAUGUGUGUUUGGGACUGAAAAUAUUCACAUCAAGCAGUCUAUUUCUAAACAUGCAAAGUACAAAAUGGGAUCUAAAUAUACAACCGUAAAGAAUUAAGAAGCCAGACAUGAUGUUUGUCUAGAAAGAGAUUAAUGCCUUCAUAUUUUUCCCUAAAAACUGGAUUUCCACCAUCUGUAUACUACCACUAGAAAAUAAUACAUGUUGACUUGAAUGUGCAAAAUUAAUAUUCUUUUAAAGUUCUGUCAACUUAUGUCAAGUUCUUGUUAGCAAUUUAGAAUAAAAAUGUUUUAAA